GACUCGAUCUAUGUCGGGACAAACAUCAUCGGUGUCGGUCCACGAAAACCCGAUUCUAUGUUCCAGUUCUCUUAUAUUAAUCUUCCCGGCCUUUGUUCCCACGCAAUCUCUCUCUGUGUCUCUCAAACACAGAACCGACUUCCCUUCACACAGACGCUCAAGACCGGCAAAUGCGGCCCGUACCGGAAUCAAUCACCCCACCGGCGCCUCGAGCCGCCCUCCGCCUCGAGCCACCGCAGCCCUCGCCGGCAACGUGCGGCUACUCCAACUGCCGAUGGCCCGUCUACCCCACCUCUCACGACUUUGAGGCCAGCGCCGCUACCAUCCUCUUGGUCCUCCUCUGCGGCCUCAUCUGCGGCCUCAUCCUCAACACCGCCAUCCGCUGCUUCCUUCGCUGCGACGGCGGCGGCCGUUCUCCACCGCCAGCACCUCACCGGCGGCACCGUCAGCAGGAGCAGGAGCAGGAGCUCGAGCCCAAGCUCGGCGACUCUGAACUGAUCAUGGCCCCGGCGGUAACAUAUGCGCCGGGCGUGACGAAGCUGGCAGGGACAGAGGCGGAGUGCUCGAUUUGCCUGACCGAGUUCGUCGAGGGUGACGGGAUCAGAGUCCUGGAGACGUGCAGCCACGGGUUCCACGUGGAGUGCAUCGAGAGGUGGCUGAGCUCGAACAAGUCGUGCCCGACUUGCCGCAGCAGCUUGGUCGUCAAUCGCUGUGGGAGCACCGUAUCGGAGGGCGGCGACCAUUGCCGCGAGAAUGCCAAUCAACAGACGGUUUCCGCCGGUGAGAGCUCGUCCGGAGGAGCCGCAAGCAUAUGAAACUUACUGGGGUAGGCUCACAUCUGGCCUGAAUAAUGUAGAUAUUUUGAGUACUCGAUAAAUGGUAACUUGAAGCCGAAAUUCGAGUAGUUCCCCAGUUCUUUCAUAGCAAAUCCUGAGCAUUGAUGCAAAUGUUUCAGCUAAUGUCGUCAGCUUGACUAUCAAACCGAGCCUAUCGAAAA
This is a messenger RNA of Rhodamnia argentea, 997 nucleotides long. Its product is annotated as RING-H2 finger protein ATL79-like. Bases 171 to 815 code for a protein of 214 amino acids. Lineage: Eukaryota; Viridiplantae; Streptophyta; Magnoliopsida; Myrtales; Myrtaceae. Gene Ontology annotation, biological process: protein ubiquitination. The record is from RefSeq and is a predicted model, not a curated record. Gene Ontology annotation, molecular function: transferase activity. The transcript has a single exon.